AUGGGUUGGACAGGAUACCCCUACUGUCGUCUACAGACAGUGACUGUGACCAACCGAGUGGUUACCCUGAAUCUCCUCGAGGACGACGGCUCGGUGAAGGCUCGACCCUUUCAGCUGACUUGCAUUCGGGCCGCCAAUUCCCUCUACCGGUCCAUUACGGAGGUGCACUCCAAGGACUACGCCUUCGAUGUCCGUCUCACAUGUCGAGAGGUCUACGACCGAGCG
This is a messenger RNA of Dibothriocephalus latus, 225 nucleotides long. The record is from the annotation of a GenBank genome assembly. Lineage: Eukaryota; Metazoa; Platyhelminthes; Cestoda; Diphyllobothriidea; Diphyllobothriidae.